AUGUCUAAACGCUCCAGAAGCCACUCGAGAUCCCCUUCUCUCGAUGGGACAGGCUCAAUAUCUUCAACUACUGUGAAUAUAGCGACGCCACCUCCAGAACGCAACAAGUUGCUUGACAGUGGCCCCAAUAUUCUCCCAGAAGUGAUGCAUUGCUCCUUACCGCCUCACCGCGAGACGCUCUCGUUUGCAUCCUACGAGGACUACGAGGUUCAUUACCUGCAAGCACAUGUGAAUCGCUGCUCUGAGUGCAGUAAGAACUUCCCAACUGGCCACUUGCUCAAUCUGCAUAUCGAAGAGAACCAUGACCCAUUGGCUGCUGCCAUGCGAGCCCGUGGAGAUAAGACGUUUGGAUGCUUUGUCGAGAAUUGUGAGCGGAAAUGCUCAACCCCUCAGAAAAGACGUAUGCAUUUAAUCGACAAGCACAUGUUUCCUCGGUCCUAUAACUUCUUUAUUGUCAAUGACGGUAUCGAUAAGCACACCUCCAUGUUGCGGCCUAUGAACAGCCACAGACGGCGCAUCUCAACCUCGUCGGCUUUGGAGGGUAGAUUGCGGCGUCGGAGCUCUGCUUCGCAGUCGAAUCCAUCGGCAGCUGCAGUCCUUGAACCGAAACCGUCUGCUGAUAUGGAGAUUGACGAACUGGAAAAGUCCAUGUCGGCUCUGCGGUUCGUGCCUACAAGCGUGGCGAGAAACCGAACCAAGAUGCCUGGAAAAUAG
This is a messenger RNA of Penicillium antarcticum, 714 nucleotides long. Its product is annotated as Zinc finger C2H2. The record is from RefSeq and is a predicted model, not a curated record. The transcript is spliced from 3 exons. Lineage: Eukaryota; Fungi; Ascomycota; Eurotiomycetes; Eurotiales; Aspergillaceae. Bases 1 to 714 code for a protein of 237 amino acids.